Messenger RNA from Heterobasidion irregulare TC 32-1, 828 nucleotides. RefSeq lists its product as uncharacterized. NCBI's taxonomy places the organism in Eukaryota, Fungi, Basidiomycota, Agaricomycetes, Russulales, Bondarzewiaceae. The record is from RefSeq and is a predicted model, not a curated record. The coding region runs from base 1 to 828 and encodes 275 amino acids. The transcript is spliced from 4 exons.
AUGUGGAGACGAGUGAAAAAAUGGUUCAAAGACCAUUUUUGGGAUACAAAAUCUGAGCGCAGCCGUGAGAUAGGUACGCUGAAGAAAUUAAUGAAGAAUGGGAUGACAUCAAGCCAGACAAUCAAAUUUGUGGAGGACUGCGCAGCGUUUAUGGACCGCUUCACGCGACUGGAAUCAAUCUUGCGUGAUAUGGACACCGAACUUCCUGGUGUGGCGGACCAUAACUACGUCGACAUCGCACUUCUUCCUGAAAUCAAAAAAGUGCUGAGCAUUCGCUAUGACCAAGAGAUAUCUGAAGCCGAGUGGACCAAUCUCCGCCAAGUCAUCCUGGCCGCCUUCCUUCGAUGGCGCAAGGAUAUGGAUCUCAGUCUAGCCGUCUUUGUUCCUGAACUGACCUGCGUGUACAGAAGUCUGGAUACACUUGAUUAUCCUGCAACUCUAUUCUGGUGCUGCAAGUGUUCUGACUUGGGGCUAACGCGUGCUGUGACCUAUGUUGAUAUGAUCUCUCAUCGCUGCUGCAACGAGCCUUUCGAUUUCGACAGUACCUCCUGUCGAUUCUCAUAUUCAUAUUCCGAUUAUCAUCAGGCUGCCGUAUUCUACUUUUGGUAUAAUCCGUGGUCCUACCAUUGCCUGAAAUUUCACAGCGGAUCGUACCUGGUCGUGGAUAGUGUGGUCACCCGUGGUGAGCAUGGGUGUAGGGCAUCGCGGGGUCAUAUAGAUUCCCUACGAACUCAGUUCAAGUGUAUAGCUUGCACCAAAAAUGCACCAUGGCCGACCGCGGAUUGGCCGGACGUGGUACAACAUGUAUUGACCCACUCAUCCUUGUGA